Messenger RNA from Sander lucioperca (pikeperch), 1582 nucleotides. Its product is annotated as zinc finger protein 32-like. Lineage: Eukaryota; Metazoa; Chordata; Actinopteri; Perciformes; Percidae. The record is from RefSeq and is a predicted model, not a curated record. Gene Ontology annotation, biological process: regulation of DNA-templated transcription. The transcript is spliced from 3 exons. Bases 165 to 1283 code for a protein of 372 amino acids. Gene Ontology annotation, molecular function: DNA-binding transcription factor activity, RNA polymerase II-specific; RNA polymerase II cis-regulatory region sequence-specific DNA binding.
UGUUUGCAUUUUAUCUAGCUCUCGAUGUGGACGGCGGAGUAAAAGGCGCCAGUGUUUGGUGUCCUUCCAGAGAGAAACAUCACAAACUGCUGCAUGAGGUUUUAAAACCUGAAGCGAAGCUACAAAGAGCAGGUCGGAGAGAAGUCGAGGAGAGACACUUCAACAUGAACUCUGAGAGGAAACGGUCAGCUGGCCAGCAGAGAGCUUUACCUUCAGAUGUCCAGAAAGUGAUUGUUGGUGAAGAACAUCAGCAGGAGUGGAGCUCCAGUCUGGACCAGGAGGACACAAAGCCCCCACACAUUAAAGAGGAACAGGAGGAACUCCGGAUCAGUCAGGAUGAAGAGCAGCUUCAAGGGCUGGAGGAGGCUGAUAUCACCAAGUUCCCAUUCACUCUGGUCCCUGUGAAGAGUGAAGAUGAUGAAGAGAAACCUCAGUUCUCACAGCUUCAUCAAAGACAAACUGAAGAGAUAAAAACAGAAGCUGAUGGAGAGGACUGUGGAGGACCAGAACCAGCCAUGAAAUCAGAUCCAGAUACACAUUUACAACCAGAUACUGAUGACCAAUCUGGUCAUCAGUAUCUGGUUGUAAAUGAGACUUUUAAACCUGAGGCUGAUGACAGUGCUGAUUGGAAGGAGACCAGAGAACCUCAGUCAGGGUUAAACUCUAUGGAAAAUAAUGAAGUCCCUAUCAGUGAUUUGAGAUGUAGUGCUGGUGAGAAUCCAUUUAGCUGCUCUGUCUGUCAGAAAACUUUUACAUUGAAGGGAAGUUUAAAGGCACACAUGAGAAUCCACACGGGAGAGAAACCAUUUAGCUGCUCAGUCUGUAAGAAAGCUUUCCUAGCGAGUGGACAUUUAAAAAAACACAUGAGAAUUCACACGGGCGAGAAACCAUUUAUCUGCUCCGUCUGUAAGAAAGCUUUUAGAGUGAAUGACAGUUUAAAGAGACACAUGAGAACCCACACAGGAGAGAAACCAUUUAGCUGCUCGGUCUGCAAGACAGCUUUUAGGGAGAGUGGAAAUUUACAGAAACAUAUGACAAUCCACACAGGAGAGAGACCGUUUAUCUGCCCUGUCUGUAAGUGCGAUUUCAGAGAGAGGGGAAGUUUAAAGGUACACAUGAGAAUCCACACAGGAGAGAAACCAUUUAGCUGCUCAGUUUGUAAGAGAGCUUUUAUACAGAGUGGAGGUCUACAGGAACACAUGAAAACCCAACACGCGAGUGUUACAAGCGCCCCCCUUGUUUUGCUUCUCCCUGUCUGCUCUACUCAGGUGAUCCUGAUGUGAUCGUUAGUGGUUGGCUCGCUUUAUUUUUUGGGGGAUUGAGGUUUGAGGGGUAUGGCACAAAACCAAGAUGAUAUUUAGUUAUUGUACUAUAAAUACAGAUGUAUACAUAGUAAUAGAUAAUGAAAUAAUUAAGAGUCUAUGAAAUGUUACACUCAAGAUCUCAUCUGAACAGUAAAAAAAAACUUUCAACCGAGUUUAAAACUUUUACAGCCAAUUAAAAUGUCGGGUUUUAAUCGGGCGUGAGUCCAUAAAGUCUAAAUGUAUUUGAACGGUCUUUCUAAAAUGUUUAACUACACUUC